AUGCCCUUUGAUCAGCGAAUCGUUGUCUCAGGAACCAAGAGGCUGAAAAGCGAGCUCGGCGCACAACGGUUUUCGUAUGGGCCUGUUGCAUUCAGAGAAUACAACGUGCGGUGGUAUGGUAUAUCUAGCCCCUAUGGCAAAAGUCAGGACGACUGA
Fusarium pseudograminearum CS3096 is the source of this 156-nucleotide messenger RNA. RefSeq lists its product as uncharacterized. The transcript is spliced from 3 exons. NCBI's taxonomy places the organism in Eukaryota, Fungi, Ascomycota, Sordariomycetes, Hypocreales, Nectriaceae. The record is from RefSeq and is a predicted model, not a curated record. The coding region runs from base 1 to 156 and encodes 51 amino acids.